AUGGAUCAAGAAAAAAUCCUAUUUGCACAAGACCUUGAAAAGUGGAAAAGAUUCCAAUAUGAUCGCGUAUGGCCCAUUCUUAAGGGGGUUGAGAAAUGGCUUGACAAUAUUCCCAAAGAAAAUCCCAAACAAGGGUAUGAUUACUUUGAAAGAUUUCAAAAUGGAUCCCCUGCAUCUGCAUCCCUAGUAGCACCACCAUCCAUUGAUUUGGAUGCAAACGAAGAGACUAUAGCAGAGGUCAACCAUCAUGUCGAUUCAUCGGGUCGUCCUAUAAGAAGGAAGAAAGAGAAGUUGAGAAGGAUGCAAAUAGCUGAUAAGAGUCAUCUCCUUGAAUCCAUUGUUGAAGGAAACCAAGAAAUCAUGGUGAAUUUGAAAAGAGGGCAAAAGCAAAGAGAAGGACGAUUUGCUAAAAUGGAAAAUCAUUCUGCAGCGCGUGUCCAACUCAUGAUGUUACAAGCUAAAAAUGAAAGUAAAAGAUUAAAACUUCAACGUGAACAUCAAGAGAAAGAAAUCAUGGAGAUAGACUUGAAAUGCAUUGCAAACCCAAUUGAUCAUGAGUAUUUUCAAAGGAAAAAAAUAGAAAUGUUAUAA
Camellia sinensis is the source of this 591-nucleotide messenger RNA. The record is from RefSeq and is a predicted model, not a curated record. Lineage: Eukaryota; Viridiplantae; Streptophyta; Magnoliopsida; Ericales; Theaceae.